This is a messenger RNA of Labrus mixtus (cuckoo wrasse), 5737 nucleotides long. It is a transcript of the gene spag9a, whose product is annotated as sperm associated antigen 9a. The transcript is spliced from 31 exons. Bases 214 to 4089 code for a protein of 1291 amino acids. The record is from RefSeq and is a predicted model, not a curated record. Gene Ontology annotation, molecular function: kinesin binding; JUN kinase binding; MAP kinase scaffold activity. Gene Ontology annotation, biological process: vesicle-mediated transport. Gene Ontology annotation, cellular component: cytoplasm. NCBI's taxonomy places the organism in Eukaryota, Metazoa, Chordata, Actinopteri, Labriformes, Labridae.
AUGCACCAUGGGACAAGUGAGGGGAAAAGAGGAAGAUAUCCACGUAGCCUGUCUUGCAUGCAUUGUAAUAGUCCUGCCGUGUUUUAUUCUCAAUGUGUGCGGUCAAUUGAAGGAACACUGCUUUCAUUUAAGCGGGUAACGGUGUUCAUAGUGGCGGGUGAGACGGAAUAACCCGCGUUAGUCCUGUUAGCUGUGAGGCAGAGGACUAAAAAAAUGGAGCUGGAAGACGGAGUUGUGUACCAGGACGACCCGGGGACAUCAGCGAUGAUGUCUGAGCGGGUGUCGGGCCUGGCCAACUCCAUCUACCGCGAGUUCGAGCGGCUCAUCGGCAAAUACGACGAGGACGUGGUGAAGGAGCUGAUGCCGCUGGUCGUGGCCGUGCUGGAGAACCUGGACUCGGUGUUCGCGGAGAACCAGGAGCACGAAGUGGAGCUGGAGCUGCUGAAGGAGGACAACGAGCAGCUCAUCACCCAGUACGAGCGGGAGAAAGCGCUGAGGAAACACGCAGAGGAGAAGUUCAUCGAGUUUGAGGACACUCAUGAGCAGGACAAGAAGGACCUGCAGAACCAUCUGGACCGGAUGGAGUCUCACUCCAGACAACUGGAGCUGAAGAUCAGGAACUCCGCAGACCAGAUCGGCAGGUUAGAAGAACGUGAGCUGGAGCUGAAGAAGGAAUAUAACUCCCUCCACCAGAGACACACAGAGAUGAUUCAUAAUUACAUGGAGCAUGUAGAGAGGAUCAAACUGCAGCAGAUCAGUGAGACCUCGGAGUCGAGCGCAGUCGGCCGCGUCAGGAGAGAGCGUCCUCUUUCUCUGGGAGUCUUCCCAGCGUCUGCUGGUACGUCUCUGCUAACCCCGGACCCCCAGGUCAGAUCGGAGACCCUGGGCACAGAGGGCUGGAGGUUCAACGACUCAGCGCAGCCGCGAUCCAACACCAGUCUCAAGGACUUUGUCGACCCCCCAAAGGGAAGGGAGAGUAAGAGUGCGCAGGACUCUUCUUGGGGGAAUUCACUGGCAGACGACUGCAAGGAUGAGCUGUCAGACUUCACCGGCUCCAAGUCGGUCACGCCCAUGUCCACCGCAGCCUCGGACAUGGAGAGGGAAGAUGGGACCACUAAGAGCACCGAGGUGCAGGCUGCACCGGGGACCAGAUCCAUAUCAGUGGGUUUGCCUGAAAAUGAGGACAGCUCAGAUGUGCAGGAUAUUAUUGAGUCCACCCCUGAGCUGGACAUGGAUCUCAUCGGAUACAAGCCCUGCAGUACCCCCACUAAAGGCAUCGAGAACAUGGCAUUUGACCGCAACACAGACUCUCUGUUUGAAGAGCUGUCGUCUGCAGGCACGGGGCUCAUCGGGGACGUGGAUGAAGGAGCCGACCUCCUGGACCUUAGUUUGAUUGGAAUGGGCAAGGAAGUUGAAAAUCUCAUUCAGGAGAAUUCACAGCUGCUUGAGACAAAGAAUGCUCUGAACGUGGUGAACAAAGACCUGAUACUGAAGGUGGACGAGUUGACAUGUGAGAAGGAGAUGCUGCAGGGCGAGCUCGACGCCGUGCUGCAGGCCAAGACCAAGCUGGAGGACAAGAACAGAGAGGUGGAGGAGGAGCUGAAAAAAGUGCGGCUGGAAAUAGAAGAAGUGAAACAGAAAAGUAAAGAUGAAGAAGAUAGUGAUGUCCCUACGGCUCAGAGGAAGCGCUUCACCAGAGUGGAGAUGGCCCGAGUGCUGAUGGAGAGGAACCAGUACAAAGAGAGGCUGAUGGAGCUCCAGGAAGCUGUGCGGUGGACGGAGAUGAUCCGGGCCUCAAGAGAAAACCCAACACUCACAGAGAAGAAGAAAUCCAGCAUCUGGCAGUUCUUCAGCAGACUGUUUAGCUCCUCCUCCAGUUCCCACACCAUCAAGAAGGUGGACUCCCAGUCCAACGUGAAGUACAACUCCCCGGGCAGCCUGGUGAAGAGGAGCAGCACCUUCUCCCAGUUCCCCACGGAGAAGUCCAAGACCUUCGACUUCCUCAAUGAAGAAAAGGAUCAGUGCAGCUCACCGUCUCGUAAGGAGCAGAAGAGAGCUCAGUACAGACAGGUGAAGGCUCACAUGCAGAAGGAGGACGGACGAGUCACUGCACACGGCUGGAGCCUGCCCAGCAAGUACAAGGUGGCCAAUGGUGGACAGGUGGAGAACAAAAUGAACUUACCUGUGCCCGUAUACCUGAGACCUCUGGAGCAGAAAGAUGCUUCUAUGAAGCUGUGGUGUGCUGCAGGAGUCAACAUGUCUGGGGGCAGAACUUCAGAGCUCAGUAAACAGACCAAGGGUUCUCAGAGCAGCCUGGACCAGUUGGAGCAGGAGAGUAAGGAGGAGAAAGGUGAGCAGGAGAAGGAGCUGGUCCUGCAGGAUGAGAUCUCCAGCAGGGUGUGGGUCUGCACCAGCACACACUCCUCCACCAAGGUGAUGGUGCUGGACGCCAGUCAGCCCUCGGACAUCCUGGACAGCUUCUACGCCUGUAACACCCACGUGGUCUGCAUUGCCAGUGUGCCCGGUGUGCUGGAGACGGAUUAUCCCGCAGGUGAGGAGGUACCCCAAGACUUGGAGGCCAGUCAAGGUGACGGGGUGUCUCUGGCUGGCAGUGUGGCCAGUGUGGGCUCAACAGGCAGCGAUGGUGCGCUGGCAGCAGAGGGGACCACCGCCAUCCCCCAGACCGCCUCCCCACGUGUCAGUGCUCAUCCGGCUGAGCACUGCGGCAUCUCCGGCUCAGUGGAGCUCUCCAGAGAGACCAGUCCGGCAGAAGACGGCAUUCCUCCAGCAGAGGAGGCGACAGAGGCGACGGAGGCCAACGCCGGUGUGGGCGAAGAAGGAGAGGAGGACCAGGCAGCGGAUCCAAACCAGCCGGGGAUCUACACCGAGCAUGUGUUCACCGACCCGCUGGGGGUGGGACCCACCGACCCCUCACCUGCUGACACACAGAGGGGCUCUGGGCAGGACGGCGUCACCUCCCUGCCAGAGGACUCGGACCUCUCAGACGGGGAGGUCAUGAGGAUGAGCAGCGCCCUCCCCACCAUGUGGCUGGGAGCUCAGAACGGAUGUCUGUACGUUCACUCGUCUGUGGCUCGAUGGAGAAAGUGUCUGCACGCCAUCAAGCUGAAAGACUCCAUCCUCAGCAUAGUGCAUGUCAAAGGGAGAGUCUUGGUCGCUCUGGCUGACGGGACGUUGGCAAUCUUUCACAGAAGCGUCGCAGACGGUCAGUGGGAUUUAACAAAUUACCACCUGUUGGAUCUGGGUCGGCCUCACCACUCAAUCCGCUGUAUGACGGUCGUCCACGACAAGGUGUGGUGCGGCUACAGGAACAAGAUCUACGUCAUCCAGCCGAAGGCCAUGAGGAUAGAGAAGUCGUUUGACGCUCACCCUCGUAAGGAGAGUCAGGUCCGGCAGCUGGCCUGGGUCGGGGACGGGAUCUGGGUGUCAAUCCGCCUAGAUUCAACUCUACGCUUGUUUCACGCUCACACCUACCAGCACCUUCAGGACGUGGACAUCGAACCCUACGUCAGCAAGAUGUUAGGUACGGGUAAACUGGGCUUCUCCUUCGUGAGGAUCACAGCUCUGGUGGUGUCCUGCAGCCGCCUGUGGGUGGGGACAGGAAAUGGUGUCAUCAUCUCCAUCCCGCUGUCUGAAGCCAACAAGACGACGGGAACUGUGCCAACCUGGCCCGGCAGUGCUGUGCGGGUUUACACUGACGACGGUUCAGACUGUGCCAUGCCAGGCAGCUCCGUGCCGUACUGCUCCAUGGCCCACGCCCAGCUGUGUUUCCAUGGACACCGGGACGCUGUCAAGUUCUUUGUCACCGUUCCAGGUCAGGCGAUGCCCCCUCCAGGCAGCGCAGACUCGGGCUCAGACGAUCCUCCGUCUGAAUCCUCCGACACGGCGACGUCCGAGCCUAAGACAUACCUGGUGAUGAGUGGAGGGGAAGGUUACAUUGACUUUAGAAUGGGUGACGAAGGCGGGGAGUUGGACGGUUUAUCGGAGCCCUCAGCCAACCAGCAGUCAGCUCCCACCAAGGCUGAGCAGAGCCACCUCAUCGUCUGGCAGGUCACGACCUCUCAUGACUGAAAAAAAAAACAAAAAAAACCCACAGACUCUCAACGCCAGGGCCCGCCCACCAAACCCCCCCUGCAUGCCCUCCUCUGAGUUUUUAAUUUCUUAUUACCGAUGGUUCUUAACGCCUGAGUAGUACCACUAAUUUGUAAACAUUAUUUUUAGUUCAUGUUUUGUACAGUUUAUUCUUCAUGAAUCAGAAAAAUAGGCAAAGUGAGGUUGAUGUUGACUUUGAAGAAUCCGUCCGAGCAUCCAGGCGUUCCCGUCUGCGGAGGGAUGCAUGGAGGUGAAGCUGGUGCACGCAGGGAGAAUGGAGACCGAAGGUGUAAGUUUGUUCAGGGGAACGUGUAGACGCUGUAGGAAAAUGAAUUUGGUGUGAAGGAUCAAAGGGAGACGAGUUUUGAAGCAUUGAACAAGGAGCAGGAAGUAUAUUUUUUAUCAAACUUUCUGAACCACAUGUCUGUUAGUGUGUGAGCGUCGGGUGUGUGUCGCUGAAAUCUCCAACAUGUUUAGCAGUUUUAUUAUCAGGUUGUUAAGAUAUCAUGCCUACAAUUCAAAAUGUAGUCAAAGUGUUUGGAGGUUGAUCACUCUACUGUUUAGUCUGACGAAUCAGAAGUCAACGAGACGAGCUUUCUUUCUGCAAAAGCAGGAGGAUGAAACUUUGCUUCUGAGGGUCGUAACUAUAGCGACUGACUCCGGGGCUCAGUAUGCCACAAGAUCUAGUUUAGUGAUGUGAGUAAAGCCCGAGCAGUCUGGGUACUUAAAGGCUUCCAGUUUACUGUACUGAACUGUAGGUUAGCUUUAGCCUGCAUGGAGGAAUCCUGUAUGUUUGUCCAAGUCUGUGUGUGUGUGUGUGUGUGUGUGUGUGCGCCUACUCGGGCGUUUCCAAGCUAAACCCCGUCGUCUGGUGUGUGAGGACAACCUGCCUGUGCCACCAUCGUGGUGCUUCCUCUUUGCUUCAGCUCAUUGGCACUUUAAAUUUUUUUGAAGCGCACCGGUGGAAAUGUAGAAUACACUACUGCUCACUAAUUUUCAUGAAGGGAACAAAAUAUGCAAAGAUUUCUUAGCGAUCAGUCGUCCCGGUAACCAAAGGAGGAGGAGAAACUGAAUUCCUUUGUUUUAUAUUUGAAACAUCUUUUGAGUCGUAUCAUUUUAAAGACAUGUAGGUGCGUUGUCAGGGUUUCAUCCUAAUUUGGAAAAAAGAGUUUAAAAAAGGGAAUCUGGAUUAGGAAAAAAAAAAAUCUUUUAAUGUUGCAGUGUUUUAAGAGUCCGUCCUUGUUUCUGCAUCAUUCCUCAUUUGUGGUUUCAAACAUACAGAGACCCGAAAUGAAACUGUUGUUCCCUUUUUUUGGAGUGUUUUGUAUUCAUAUGUGAGACACGUCGAUGAAGUCAUGACUGUAACAUGAUACCAAUAAUCAGACCGUGUUUUCAUUUGUUUUUAUAUCCGACUACUUCAGUCCAUUUCAAAAAGCAGUCACUUUUUAUUGUGUUUUUUUUUUUUUUUUUUGACCAUUCCAGUAUUUAUUUCUGAUGUUAUGGAGCCGAUUUUUGGUUCAGAAUGUAACUUUCUACAAGAACAAAAAAAAUAUAACAGGAGGCUACUGUAAAGGAAAAUAGUCACUGCGUUGACAUGAUUGUUAAUGAAAUAAAGAAAUUCAUGUCA